Nymphaea colorata (pocket water lily) is the source of this 2462-nucleotide messenger RNA. RefSeq names its product DNA repair protein RAD51 homolog B-like. Bases 1205 to 2248 code for a protein of 347 amino acids. Lineage: Eukaryota; Viridiplantae; Streptophyta; Magnoliopsida; Nymphaeales; Nymphaeaceae. The record is from RefSeq and is a predicted model, not a curated record. Gene Ontology annotation, molecular function: ATP hydrolysis activity; ATP-dependent DNA damage sensor activity; single-stranded DNA binding. Gene Ontology annotation, cellular component: condensed nuclear chromosome. The transcript has 12 exons. Gene Ontology annotation, biological process: chromosome organization involved in meiotic cell cycle; mitotic recombination; reciprocal meiotic recombination.
UUUUCUCAAGUAUACCUUGCAUUGGUCAACCUUUAGCUUAUCUACCCCACCAUCUGUAAUUCAAAAUAAAAGUAAAGUUUCAAAGGCUGGCACUCGUUAAUCAAUAUAACAAAUAUUAAUAACAAUAACCAAGUUGAACCAUAUAAGAUAGAAUUUCAUGCUCUCAUUCACCAGUGCCUGAUGUUGAAAAUAACAAAGUUCUUACUCCUUGGCGGUCGAUCUUCUGGUGCGAGGCGCCAUAGUGAUAGAAAGAUGCGAAUUCUGUCUGACUUGCUACACGGGUUUUCCUUUCUCCUUGAUGACGGAGAGAAGUGGGUAAGGGACUCGGUUUUAACGGUCAGUAUUUCAAAAUUGUAAAAGGGGCGGACAAGCGACUCAGAUUGUGGGUCGAAAGUUCAUCGAACAAAAUAAAACUCUCGGGUCUGAUAUCAAACAUGAAAAGGUAAUUAAGGAAAAAAAAAUAGAAGGGAAAAACGAGAAAACAGAGUGAGAGAGAAACAAGAAAAACAAGAUUACGUGGUUCGAAGGAACCCACGUCCACGGUGAAAAAGGUUGAAGACUAUGUGCGGGAUUUUGACGUUCAUGGAUGGCAUGUGUCCUCUCAUCAUUUGAACCAAUCUUUCCAUUGUGGUUUUUGCUGAGAACGUUGGACUUGCUGUUCAAGGUCUUUCCCUUGCCGUCAUUGGAUUUGGGCGUUUUUCCCUUGCUGUCAUUGUUGGAUUUGGGCGUUCCGUUGAAUUGUUGCCUGCCAUUUUGGAUUGAUUGGAGACGUUUGAAUGUAGAUUGCCAUACCUGUCGUUGGGCAGCUUUGAGGCGUUAGCUAUCGUGGAAGAAUUUGAAAACGAUGCCCUGUCAUGACUUUUCCAUUGCUUUCCAUUGUCGAGUGCAGCGAACCUUGGGAUCCAGUUUCCUAGAACCAUUUAAUUUACAGGUAAAACUGCAUAUUUGGAUACCGACUUUUUCUUGCAGCGAAAGGGGUUGCAGCACCAAAGCUCGAAAGGCAGUAGCUAAGAGUUCUAUCAGAUACAAAGCCAUAAUGAAGACGCUUUUCCAAGGAACGCACCUCUUGGACACGAUGUUCGGAACAAGAUAUGAUACAAUUAUUAUCUGUUCAAGCAACAAUAUUGGAGUACGAAACCAAUCAAGAGCUUCUGAAAUUGCCUGAUCCCCCCCGUUGGUGACCGUCCAGUCUGUGGAGGGCGACAUGGCAAUCGACGGCGCCGCUAGGAGGAUGUCUGUGCUUGCUGAGGAGCAGAGGGUGAAGGCUAAGGCAGAGAAGCUAGAGAAGAAGAGGAAACAGCCGAAGGGAUUUGGAAUUCCUGUUGGUGACGCUCAAAACAUCAAAGACCGCCUUUGUACAGUGGAAGAUGUGGUCUGUUCAUCUAGGAAGGAAUUCUUACAGAUUAAAGGGAUUAGAAAGGCAAAACUUGAGAAGAUUGUUGAAGCAGCAUCGAAGCUGUCCCUAGGUGCUAGUCAGAUACAUGCUCAACGAAAAAUCAUUCAGAUAACUUCUGGUUCCAGAGAACUGGACAAGAUUUUAGAAGUUUGUGCAGGUGGAUUUAAAACUGGUUCAAUUGCUGAGAUAUGUGGGAAAUACGGUUCAGGAAAAACUCAGUUGUGUCACACAUUGUGUGUCACUUGCCAACUCCCUUUGGAUCGAGGAGGUGGUGAGGGAAAAGCAUUAUACAUUGAUACAUGUGGUACAUUCAUGACAGAGCGACUCCUAGAGAUUGCGGAAAGAUUUGGAUUAAAUGGUGCGGAGGUGUUGGAGAAUGUCUUUUGUGCUAGAGCCUAUAAUACUGAUCAUCAAUCAAUGUUGCUUCGAAAAGCAGCCUCAAUGAUGAUGGAAACCAGGAUUGCUCUCAUGAUUGUGGAUAGUGCGACGGCUCUAUACCUGAGAGAUUUUUCAGGAAGAGGAGAACUCCCAGCAGCGCAAAUGCAUCUUGCUAAGUUUCUCGGAAGCCUGCAGAAGCUCGCUGAUGAGUUUGGUGUAGCAGUCGUGAUAACUAAUCGGGUCGUUACAAAAGUUGAUGGAUCUGCUGGCCGCAAAAUCAAGCCCAUUUUUGGCAACAUUAUUGGACGUGCUUCUACCACGAGGGUUGCUCUACGGGAGGGGAGUGGAGAAGAGCGCUUCUGUGAAGUAGUAAACUCUGGAUGCGUAGUUAAGGCUGAAGCAUACUUUCGGAUCUUCGGGGGAGGAGUGACUGAUGUUGAGGACUGUGAGACGCAAGGAGGCAAGGACAACUGACACAUUGUCUUAUAUUUAAUCCCCAUGGGAAGAGUGACUAUUGUUUGGAAUCCAACGGGUUAUUUUCUGAAUUCCUGAAGAUGGAACUAAGUACCUUUAAGUCACAAGUGCUGCUGUUUUUUGAAUUCAUUAGGGCGCCUUACUUAUCACGUUGGUCUUGGGCAUGAAAUGUAUUUCAUAAGAUCAAAAGUACCUCACUUUCUUUCAUUUUUCA